AUGGCGGGGGGGCAGUACAGAGGGGUGAGGAAGAGGAAGUGGGGGAAGUGGGUGUCGGAGAUCAGGGAGCCCGGGAAGAAGACGCGGAUCUGGCUGGGGAGCUUCGAGUCACCGGAGAUGGCGGCGGCGGCGCACGACGUGGCGGCGCUCACGCUGCGGGGGCGCGAGGCGAGGCUCAACUUCCCGGGGCUCGCCCACCGCUUCCGCCGCCCGGACACCGCCGACCCCGGCGACGUCCGCGCCGCCGCGCUCGAGGCCGCCGCGCAGGUCCGCUUCCGCCCCGACCUCGUCGACGUGCGCCGCCACGACGGCGGCGGCGGAGGCUGCUGCUCCGGCUUCGAGGACGACGAAAGCGGCGGCCAGGACAGCCUCGGCGGCUCGGCGGCGGCGGCGUUGGAGUGGGACGUCCUGGUCGGCGCCGGCGACGAGCUGGAGGCCAGGUCGCCCAACAUGUGGGCUGAGCUGGCGGAGGCCAUGCUGAUGGCCCCACCUGUCUGGGAGGGCGGAGUGGCGGACAAUGACGAGUGGGCCCACCAGGCAUCGUCCCUGUGGGACCCAUCAGUCUGGGACUACUGAUAAAUUAAUCCUUCCCACCUGAUCGAUAUAUAUAUUCACAGCCUUUUGGUUUUUAGAGGUGUGAAAUUUCAUUAAUUGGUUUCCCAAAGACAAAUGCACACAGCCACGUAGGAAUUGCUCUAAAU
This is a messenger RNA of Oryza brachyantha (malo sina), 701 nucleotides long. Its product is annotated as ethylene-responsive transcription factor ERF022-like. Gene Ontology annotation, biological process: regulation of DNA-templated transcription. Lineage: Eukaryota; Viridiplantae; Streptophyta; Magnoliopsida; Poales; Poaceae. Gene Ontology annotation, molecular function: DNA-binding transcription factor activity; DNA binding. Bases 1 to 576 code for a protein of 191 amino acids. The record is from RefSeq and is a predicted model, not a curated record. The transcript has a single exon.